This is a messenger RNA of Acipenser ruthenus (sterlet), 4597 nucleotides long. It is a transcript of the gene nid1a, whose product is annotated as nidogen 1a. The transcript has 20 exons. Lineage: Eukaryota; Metazoa; Chordata; Actinopteri; Acipenseriformes; Acipenseridae. Gene Ontology annotation, molecular function: calcium ion binding. Gene Ontology annotation, biological process: cell-matrix adhesion. The record is from RefSeq and is a predicted model, not a curated record. The coding region runs from base 165 to 3989 and encodes 1274 amino acids.
CCUCCCUCCUUGCCCCGUCUGCUUGUUGAAUAACUUUUCCAACUUUUUUGCAGAGAGUUCAAGGUCUAACGUUUCAGGCAGCUUCAUCUAUUUUUUUUUAUUAACUAGCCCAUAUUCCACCCAUUUGACUGUGCUCUAGUUGCCCGUCCCAUGGUGUAUUGGUGAUGGCUGUACUGGGACAGAGCUGGGUUGUGUGGUUGCAGUUUUUUGCUUUGGCGGUGUCGGUUCGGUGUCUGAGCCGCAGAGAGCUAUUCCCCUACGGAGAAGGGGUCGGGGAUCGGGUUUUGGAGCAGGGAGACAGCAAGUUGGAAAAAGUUGGCCUGCAACAGCCACUUUUGUUCUACGACGGAUCCUUCAGCAGCGUUUAUCUAACCACCAAUGGAAUCAUUGCCACGGGAGAACCAACUGAAGAGAGUGACUAUGUAGAUAAGUUCCCUACCAGCUUUGGAUCCAUUGCUCCGUUUCUGGCUGACCUGGACACCAGCGACGGGGUCGGCAAAGUUUACUUCAGAGAAGACUCCAACCCAGAAACUCUCCGUCUCUCAGCCGAACAUAUCAACAGGGGAUUUCCUGAAGAUGACAAGUUCAACCCGAAUCAUACUUUUAUUGCUACCUGGGAGGACGUGGCUGCCCACCAGGAGGCCAGGAGGGGAGACGUACUUGACAGCAAGAAAAACACAUUCCAAGCUGUUCUGGCCUCCAGUGAAUCUGCCUCCUAUGCAAUUUUCCUGUAUCCAAGUGAUGGCCUGCAGUUCUUCGUGACUCGUGCGAAGGAGACCUACAACAGUGACCUGGAGCUUCCUGCCAGAGCAGGCUUCAGCAAAGGAAGCAUCAAAUACUUCCUGUGGGCAUCUGAUGGGCCGUCCUACCGGAUCACCUCCAGCAAUGAGCAGUCAGUCAAAGACCUUUACCAGAAUAGCAAUGCUGGCAAGCAAGGAGUAUGGGUGUAUGAGAUCGGAACCAUGCCUUACUUCAGUGACAUUGCACCUGGGGAGGUAAGCGCCUUCCCAAAAGAUCCAGACACUGCUUCGGAUAAAACAGAGCCAUGGGAGGACCAGAGUUACGAUGAUGAGGUCACGGAACUUCCUGCUCCUGCAGUAGCGGAGAGAGAGAGAGAGGAGCAACAGAGGGUCCAUUAUCCUCUCCCCGAGCCCGAAAACCAGCCCUACCCUCAGCAGCCAGAAACCGAAGACCGUUAUGAAAUUCCUGAGGUGGAUUUAGAAGGACGAGAGCCCACUGGUGCAGAAGAACUGCCUCCUGUAGAGCCCUACAAUGCACCUGACCUGGUGCAGACUGUGCAAUUUCAGCCAGACAGGCAGCAGUACCCACCACAGUAUCCACAUGCUGUAGUUGAUGUGCAAGAUGAGUUUGAUGUCAAUGUUUUUCAAUACAACCCAGGUACCCAGGAGACGUGUGCCAACAGCAGACACAAAUGUUCGAACUUUGCGGACUGCAGAGACUACUCCACUGGCUACUGCUGUCACUGCCAAUCUGGCUUCUAUGGAAAUGGCAAGCAGUGUGUGGCAGAAGGUAAACCUCAGCGAAUGAAUGGGAAAGUGAAUGGGAGAGUCUACGUGGGCAAUAACCCCACUCCGGUGGAGUUCAGUAACAAUGACCUGCAUUCGUAUGUGGUGGCGAACGAUGGCCGCGCGUAUGUGGCCAUCAGCUCCAUUCCAGAGAGUGUGGGGCCCUCUCUGACAGCGCUCUCCUCCCUUGGUGGAAUUGUUGGUUGGGCAUUCGCACUAGAGCAGCCUGGGUACAAGAAUGGAUUUAGCAUCACUGGCGGAGAGUUUAAACGCAAGGCCGAGGUGACGUUCCUCCCUGGGAAUGAAAGGAUCAGCAUCACGCAGGAUUUCAAAGGCAUCGAUGAACACGGCCACCUUGUCGUCAGCACAGAGCUGGAGGGGCGGCUGCCUGAGAUUCCGGCAGGUUCUACUGUCCAGUUCGAGCCUUACACAGACAUUUACCAAUACAGCAACACAGUGAUUACCUCCUCCUCCACCCGGGAGUAUACUGUGACCUUCCCGGAUGGCAGAACUCAGACCAGCUCCUACCAGUGGAGGGACACCAUCACUUUCCAGGACUGUCACCAUGAUGAAGGAACCAGGUCCAUCCCCACCACCCAGCAGCUCACUGUGGACAACAUCUUUGUUCUGUAUGACUCCAACGCUCAAUUGAUGCGCUACGCUACGAGCAACAAGAUUGGCUCAAUCAACGAUGGUGAAACCGGUGAGAAUCCUUGCUUCACAGGAACGCAUAGAUGUGACACCAACGCAGCCUGUCGGCCCGGUCAGGGAAAUCAGUUCACCUGUGAAUGUACUGCCGGUUUCCGUGGAGAUGGACGCACAUGUUAUGAUGUUGAUGAAUGCAGAGAGAGACCUACCAUUUGUGGCAACAACGCAGUUUGUAACAACCAGCCAGGCACUUUCCGCUGUGAGUGUCUUGAGGGCUACCAGUUUGCUGACAAUGGGCAGACUUGUAUUGCGGUUGACCGUCCUAUUGACCACUGCCAGAGCGGCAGUCACAGCUGUGACAUACCUGAGCGAGCACGCUGUAGCUACACAGGGGGCUCCUCCUACAUCUGCUCCUGCUUGCCAGGAUUUAAUGGAGAUGGUCGCACUUGUGAUGAUAUAGAUGAAUGCCAGCCCAGCAGAUGCCACCCUGAAGCCAUCUGCUACAACACUCAAGGGUCAUUCACGUGCCAGUGCAGGCCAGGUUACCGUGGUGAUGGGUUCCAGUGUGUAUCGGAAAGUACAGAGCCAGAGAAGACCCAGUGCCAGCGUCACCGAGAGAGUAUCCUGCACACCUCCUCUGGGUUCUUCCCCCGGGGACCUCGUCCCAUCCCCGGCCAGUAUGUCCCAAAUUGUGACGAUCAGGGCAACUACAGCCCCCUUCAGUGUCACGCCAGCACAGGCCAGUGCUGGUGUGUGGAUAGGAAUGGCCAAGAGAUCCCUGGCACCAGGUCUGAGCAUGGGGUCAGGCCUCCAUGCAUUGAAUCAGGCACCCCUCCUCCUCCUCCUGUUGGACCCACUCCAAGGCCAGAUGUGCACCCGCUGCCCCCCGGCACUCACUUACUCUUUACUCAGAGUGGGAAGAUCGAGUAUGUCCCUCUGGAGGGCUAUACCAUGAAGAAGAAUGAAGCCAAGGCUGUGCUGCAUCUCCCUGAAAAAGUGAUCAUUGCCGUGGCCUAUGACUGUGUAGACAAGAUGGUAUACUGGACAGACAUCACUAGCCCGUCUAUCAACAAGGCCAGUCUGCAGGGAGGAGAUGCCAUCCCAGUCAUUAGAACAGAUCUGGAAAGUCCAGAAGGACUAGCUGUAGAUCACCUGGGCCGUAACCUGUACUGGACGGACUCUAUGCGGGACAGGAUUGAAGUGGCCAAGCUGGACGGCAGUCAGAGGCGUGUGCUGUUUGACGAUGACCUGGUGAACCCCAGAGCUAUCAUCACCGAUUCAGCCAAUGGUCACCUGUAUUGGACUGACUGGAACAGGGAGGCCCCCAAGAUUGAAACAUCUUACAUGGAUGGUACAAACAGAAGGAUUCUGGUGAAGGAUGACCUGGGCCUGCCCAACGGUUUGACAUAUGAUUCUCACUCUUCACAACUCUGCUGGGCUGAUGCAGGCACUCGACGGGUGGAGUGCAUUAACCCAAACCAGACAGGCCGCAGAAAAAUCCUUGAAGGAAUCCAGUAUCCCUUCGGAAUUACAAGCUAUGGGAGGAAUUUGUACUACACUGACUGGAGGAGGGAUGCCAUUAUAGCAGCUGACCGCACUGUUGGAAAGGAGAAUGAUGAGUUCCAGCCUCAGAAACGGUCCAGGCUGUAUGGGAUCACCACAGCCUAUGCACAGUGUCCUCAAGGUCAAAACUACUGUACUGUAAACAAUGGAGGGUGCACGCAUUUGUGUCUAGCGACCCCUACAGGCCGAUCUUGUCGUUGCCCUGACAACGUAGUGGGAGUGGGAUGUGUGGAGCGAGACAUUGGAUAUUAAAUCAAGAAAAAUUUCACCUUCAGGGCCUCUUAAAGCUGGUGCUAUCAGUUGGUGCUAUCAGAAAACACCACAUGUUAGCUAUAGUUACUCAAAAUGUCACAGAGCACCAGUGACGCAACAGUGUUUUAAAUGUUUUAUUAUGUUACAACACCUUUUUUUUUAAUUUUAAGGUUUGUUUUUAUUCCUCUUUGCCCUUUUAUUAUUAAUCAGGUUAAAAAAUAAAUAAAGAAAUGUAAAUAAAAACAAAUAACAGAAAUAUUUGAAAUGCUAAAUUUUUGUGGUGUUUUUAGCUGUAAUGCUCCUCACGGCGGAUGUCAUUUCAUAGACGUAUCAGGUAUUACUGUGAAGUUUACAAUAUGUACAAUUCUUUAGUAAUAUGUGAAUCAAAGUCGGGUAAUGAACACAGAGAUAAGCAGCUGUAUAUCUGCAUCCACCGUGACCACAGCUGUUUGAACUUCAGUGCUUUUGGACAGUGAGCGGUCCGUUUGAAUGCAUGGGACCAUGUGUUGAACUGUUGUUUGAAGGAUUUCACAUUGUCAGUAAAUGCAGUUGGUGUAACUGAGAAGUUUACAUUCUGUACAGCUAUCAAAUAAACCGAUUUUUUACAA